AUGCCGCCCAAGAAGACGGCCUCCACUCCGGCGGACAGCGAGCCGUCGGCGCGCCGCUCCUCGGCGCGCAUCGCCUCGCAGCCCGAGAAGCCGGCGCCGGCGCCUGCUGCGCCCAAGCAGAAGCGUGCGCCCGCCGACGGCGCCGCCAAGACGGCCGGCGCCGACAAGAAGGCCAAGAAGGACGCGGCGGCCGAGGCGCCCGCUGCUGAGGCGGCUGCUGAGGCGCCUGCGGCGGAGGAGAAGACGGAGGAGAAGGAGAAGCCGGCGAGCAAGCCGGCGAGCAAGGCCAGCAAGCCGGCCAGCAAGGCGAGCAAGCCUGCCAGUGCGGCAGCCAGCAAGCCGGCGAGCAAGGGUGCCGCCGAGAAGCCGGCAAGCAAGCCGGCGAGCAAGCCUGCUAGCAAGGCGGGCGCUGCGGCAACGGAGGAGAAGGCGGCGAGCAAGCCGGCCAGCAAGGCGGCCGGCUCGAAGCCCGCCAGCAAGGCGCCCAGCUCCAAGGCUGCGUCUGCGGGCGGCGCGGGCAAGCUGAGCGUCGGCGAGCCGCUGCCGAAGAUGGCGCUCAACGACGAGCAGGGCCACACGGUCAACGUCGGCGCGCUGCGCAAGGCCGUCAUCUUCACCUAUCCCAAGGCGAACACUCCGGGCUGCACGACGCAGGCCUGCUCCUUCCGCGACGACUACCAGAAGUUCACGGCGCUCGGCUUCGAGGUGUACGGCCUGUCCAACGACAACGAGACGCCGCUGAAGAACUGGAAGGAGAAGAACAGCUUUCCCUACUCGCUGCUCUCGGACCCGAAGCGCGAGCUCAUCGGCGCUCUGACGGGCAACAAGUCGUCGACCACGCGCAGCCACUUCGUCAUCGAUGCCGAGGGCCUGCUCGCCGACAGCAGUGUGGGCGUCAAGCCGGCGGACAGUGCGCCGGCGUCGUACAAGGUGGCCGAGGGGCUCAAGUAG
Tilletiopsis washingtonensis is the source of this 951-nucleotide messenger RNA. RefSeq names its product AhpC-TSA-domain-containing protein. Lineage: Eukaryota; Fungi; Basidiomycota; Exobasidiomycetes; Entylomatales. Bases 1 to 951 code for a protein of 316 amino acids. Gene Ontology annotation, cellular component: cytoplasm. The transcript is spliced from 7 exons. Gene Ontology annotation, molecular function: thioredoxin peroxidase activity. Gene Ontology annotation, biological process: cellular response to oxidative stress; cell redox homeostasis. The record is from RefSeq and is a predicted model, not a curated record.